AUGAUCAAAGUCGAUGAAAACGAUCCAGUAGGAGAAAUCCAGCUAAGCUUUCCUUACAGAGACGUACAAAUACAAAGAGGGGUAGAUCCAAAAGACACUUUCAUCUUAGAAUCAGAAAUUGGAAGGGGAAAAUUCGGAACAGUCUACAGAUGCACCGAAAAAUCCACAGGACUGUCUUUGGCGGCCAAAUUCAUAGGGUGUCCGAAAAAAGAGGACAGAAGGAACGUCGAAAGAGAAAUAGAAAUCAUGAAGCAACUGCAACAUCCUAGGCUCAUUCAAAUUUACGACGCUUUCGAAAACGGGAAAGUGAUGACCGUCAUUUUGGAAUUAAUCGAAGGAGGAGAACUCUUCGAGAGAGUGAUUGAUGAUGACUUCAUACUCACGGAAAAAAGUUGCACGAUUUUUAUGAGACAGAUUUGUGAAGGAGUUGAUUUUAUUCACAAACAGAGGAUUCUGCAUCUGGAUAUGAAGCCUGAAAACAUCCUCUGUCUUACAAAAACGGGCAAUCGAAUCAAAAUAAUCGAUUUCGGUCUGGCCCGCAAAUUCGAUCCAGACAAGAAGCUGCAAGUACUGUUCGGCACCCCCGAAUUCGUGGCACCCGAAAUCGUGAAUUUCGACGAAAUCGGGUACGGGACAGAUAUGUGGAGCGUCGGGGUGAUUUGCUACGUGCUUUUAUCUGGUCUUUCGCCGUUUAUGGGCCACACAGAUGUGGAAACCAUGGCAAAUGUGACUAUCGCCAAAUACGAUUUUGAUGACGAAGCAUUCGAGGAAAUUUCUGAGAACGCCAAAGACUUCAUAAAGAAGCUGCUCAUCAAAGACAUGAACUGCAGACUCUCGGCCCAACAAUGUCUGGAACAUCAGUGGCUGAAGAGGAAAACGGUCCUACGUACCCCUAGCAUGGACGUCACCAAAGACAACCUCAAACAAUUCGUGGACAGGUGGAACGAGCCCUACGUGUUCGAAAUUUGCCCUCUAGGGGCCCGCUCCAACUCCAGUGAGUCCCUACUAGGGGACUCCCCCUCGCCUUGUGGGUCUUUGGCAUCCUCCUUGGGCUCUAUGGAUGGCAGCUCAGACUCGGGACUGCUUGGCCCUCCGCGGGAACCCUUCAGAAGGGCUUCGGACAGCGCUGGGUUGGUCAAGACCCAUGAUAUCGCGGAGCAGAUCAACUUGGCUGAGGAAAUCAGGAAGCUUUCGGAUAAGCUCUUCCAGCUUUCGAAGUUCGAUACCACGCUGACAGUUAAAAGCUCCUUUGAAGCUGAAGAAAAGGAGACGAACAAGCAAGGAGUAGCGCGCAGUGUCGCUGAGAGGAUAGCAGCAGCUGAAGCUAAGCCAAAGCAGGAAACUUCGAGCAAUGAGACCUGUGGCAUCCCUUGGAGGAAAACCAAGUUCAAGCUCAAUGGUUUAUCCAGAGAUGUGCCUCUGGCAGCUAGGAAUAUCCACAAGACGACUAACAGUCGGUUUACGGCGAACGUCAAGGAUUGCGGUGUUGCCAGUCCGAACGGCACCAAAGACCUUCUUUUGAAGCUUCUGGAGCACUGGGAUGGGCCUAAUAAGGCUUCUGCUAGGCUCAAUCAUAGACAUGCGUCGGUUUCUUCCGAGUGGACCGACGAAGAUUCGCUGGGACAGCGUACUAUAAGUUCUUUGAAUACGUUUUUUCAGUCGAGGGCUACCAAUAAAAAGAUAACUCCUUUUCAUUUUAAUAAAAGUUGA
Molecule: messenger RNA, 1710 nt
Organism: Phaedon cochleariae (mustard beetle)
Lineage: Eukaryota; Metazoa; Arthropoda; Insecta; Coleoptera; Chrysomelidae
Source: the annotation of a GenBank genome assembly